Messenger RNA from Nasonia vitripennis (jewel wasp), 3994 nucleotides. It is a transcript of the gene nSyb, whose product is annotated as vesicle-associated membrane protein 2. Gene Ontology annotation, biological process: vesicle-mediated transport; vesicle fusion. Lineage: Eukaryota; Metazoa; Arthropoda; Insecta; Hymenoptera; Pteromalidae. Bases 390 to 764 code for a protein of 124 amino acids. Gene Ontology annotation, molecular function: SNAP receptor activity; syntaxin binding. Gene Ontology annotation, cellular component: plasma membrane; SNARE complex. The record is from RefSeq and is a predicted model, not a curated record. The transcript is spliced from 6 exons.
GCGUUGCGAGAAACUUCUGCGGCGAGUUCGUCCGAGCUACCUCCGCGUCGCGAGCUUUCACCCUCGAGUGUGUCCCAUACGGCGGAGAGAGCGGGCGAGCUUCUCAGCGCGGGAGAUUCGAAUCCGUGCAAGCCUGUUCGAGAUAUCUCGCGGAGAAGGAGAGAGAUAGAGAGCGAGUGAGAGGGGCGAAGUGGUGGCGCUCUCGGAAAAUUUAUCAAUACCAGCGCACGCCUAGUAGUCGCAGGCGGCGGGCUCGCUCCUCCGGAAGUGCUGCUGCUGCUGCUGUUUGGUAGUGUUCCAUUUUGUGUGAAUCCAGGAGCUUUCGCCAGGACUGAUCAGCCAACGAAGAGCGUCGAUUAGCGCGGACAGCGGCGCGACAGCCCUUCAUCAUGGCAACCGAGGGCGGACUUGCCCCUGAUGCGGCCGGUGGCGCGGCUCCGGGCGCCCCGGGAGCCGACGGCAUCGUCGGCGGCCCGAGGACGCCUCAGCAGGUCGCCGCCCAGAAGCGGUUGCAGCAAACGCAGGCCCAAGUCGACGAGGUCGUCGACAUCAUGAAGACGAACGUCGAGAAGGUCCUGGAGCGUGAUCAGAAGCUCUCAGAACUCGACGAUCGAGCUGAUGCACUCCAGCAAGGUGCGUCACAGUUCGAACAGCAAGCUGGAAAGCUAAAGAGGAAGUUCUGGCUACAAAACUUGAAGAUGAUGAUAAUUAUGGGUGUCAUCGGACUAAUCGUGCUGGCCAUCAUUGUCGCAAACUUCAUGUAGGCGCGCUGAUUGGUGGAAGAGAUUUGUGUCAAAGUUCAUGCCGGAGACGCCGGCUGCCCCGCCUCCGCCGAUCUACCAGUAUCCGCCGCCCGGACCACCGCCUGCCGCUCCCCCUGCCGGCGGUGCCCCGGGAGGGUCUCAGUCCGCCCCGGCAGCCUUCGUCGGGCCCGCGAGUCUGCUACUCUAGGCCCGCGCCUAAGCUCCGCUCCGAGCCCAGCAGCAACAUCUAUGAAUCUCUCCACUUCUACUUUCCGCUGCUGCCACGACAACUCAGCUCGCGAGCAACAACAACACUAUGCUAUCACACUACUCCACUACACCACGAUUGUACUUACUCGACCGAGCGCUCUUCUAGUUUAAUUGACGACACUCCUGGGCCCUGCUUCGGUACGCUGCUUCUUUUUCGAUGAGGACGUGCGGGAUAUAGCAAGAGAACGCGUUUAUAGGGGGAGUAUGAGGAGAAUCGGUGGCCGUCGCCGCCGAGGGAAUCCCUGUCGGUGGUGGGAUUCCCUCAGGCGGCAGUUCGUUUGUUCCGUUAUCGGCUGAUUACGAGCCGAGCCAAUCUUCCAGUUCGAGAGAGACAAGGCAAGGAGCUGUGCCCGCUGCUCAACUGUGGACGUCAGACCAGGGGCUCAGCUUGUAUGUGCCGCCGGAUGCGAGAUGCAACGCGCGAGAACGCGACGCGCGCACGCACAGGGUUGGUUCGCUUUGGUCGGAUUCUUAGCUGGCAAAGGAGUCGUCCAACGCCUGCUAACCCCAGCGCCGGCGCUGUUCCCUCGCGCGGUCGGAUCUUUCCGCGCGGAUAUUCCCGUUCGCGCAGAGAACGUCGGAGACUCGACGUCGAGGAGCCGACGUUUUCAGUUAUUUGGUAACACUGGCACCGGAAAAUAAACAAAAGAAAAAGCCUGGAAGCUUACGGCGAUUAUUGCGCCCCCGCGAGAUACGGGGGCUCUCCGGUGUUCAUUUUAUUUGUCACGCUCCCGGACGCCGAGCGACGAUGCUGCGUGGAAACGAAAGGCAAGACGUUUCCAGCACGACAACUUUGCGUGGAUCGCGAUAACGUAGAGGCGAUCCCUGCGUUCGAGCGGCUUGCUCGGGCAAACUGUGCGGGCCGAUACACCUUGGUUUGAGUGUAGUCACAAAUUCAAAUCAAUGUCAUUCCGUGCGUUAUGGUGAUCAAUACAAAGCGUUCUCAGCGAGAGCUGUAUAGGACUUCUUUGUUUUUCGACAACGGUUUUCGAGACCGAGUAAACUAUAUAGAGUAAUAGGACGGGGACAAUAGUGCUGAGAACGCUAAUCAAGUAAUAUAUCAAUCGUAGGAUCUGUCGGCUUUCUAGGACAGUAGUUGGAGUAAAAUAUAAUAAUAAUAGCGGUCCCCGUCGAGAAGGGAUUGUAUAUGUAAAAUACUGAGUUGUUUGAAGUAAGUAGAUGAACAACUGGUAGUUCGUUAGGAAAGGAUUUUAUGUAUCCAAUCGUAAUAUUCACGUGCGUCCUGUACUGUCUGCGGAAGCUCUCGCACGGGGAUCACUGGCAGAUUCUCGCGAUUUCGAUCGAACUGGAAGAUACGCUCGCUCAUGCUGCGCAAGAAAUACAACGAGUUUAACGUUUGUUCUUUUCCAACGUUUAUUUCAAUGCUCUGGGAUAUAUCAUCGAAGUGAGUACGGAGAUGCGUAUCUAAUCAGAAAUGAAUAUACAUCAUACUUGAGAGAGUUUUAAAGAAAAAUAUAUAACAAUAAGCUUGAUGAUGCCGUAUAUCGUAAUAAGAUUUCUUAAGAAAAUCGUAGUUUGCCCCUGUAUUAUUUGAAGGUAUAUUUCUGCUAUUCCGUUGGUGAUUUUACAUCCUAAUGGAGAUCAAUGGAAUUCAAUCUUAAAGGAUAGAGGAACUACCGUACUAUCAAUUUUUAAAAAUACUAGCUUAAACGAUAAAAUACAUGAAAUAAGGAAACUUUAAUCUCAUUACGUUAUUGAAAGUAUAAGUACACGAGGUCUAUACUUAGUCAUAUAAUACUGGCAAAAAAUUGCGUGACGAUUAUAAUAAAAAUUAUUUAUCACAGUCUUCUUGUAAUACACGAUAUUUUCAAUCUUUAAAAUCUUUCUCCUUAUUCAAAAUAUCAAUGAUAAUUCGAAAAUGCAUUUUUACUCUUUAUAGAACUAGCGAUAACGUACUUUAUUUAAUUUUUCAUCCAAACCAAUCUCAAGUUUUAUUUGGAGUUUAUAUAAUGCAUUAUAAAACCACUCUGUACUCAAUAUAAUAUUAAGAAAUCUUAAAAAUAAAGAUUACAAAAGAAUCUUUGUUACUAAAGUGCAUAUACAUGGAUAUACGCAAUAAACGUAUAUGUAAAUAAUAAACGAAAAAACUGAUAUCGACAUAGGUAAAUCAAUACGCAUUGUCGGUCAACAAUAAAAUCGUAUGUUCAAAACAAAGCAUUUGAAAGGAAGAGCGAGGGUGCUAGUUUUUAAGGCAAAAGGAUUAACACACUACAUUAUAUAACAGUAGGAAAUCUUUGUUACUUCACUUAAACUAGACAUUUGAUUAAAAAAUUUAAUUAGUAAACCAUCAAAGUAAAAAUCAAGUAUCCAUAGACGCAGAACUACCGCUUUGAAAUAGUAUUUUUAAAAGAUAAAAUUAUCCUACUUGAGUAGCCAUAACCAGCCAUACUAUUAUAUAAUAUAAAAUAAGGGGAAAUUUGUUGCACCAGCAAUAAUUAUUCAACACUCUAAGAACAUCUUUUAAAGUCAAAGGGCAUAUUUUUCAAUUCAAAUAAAAAAAGGUUUAUUGUAAGUAGUCAACAAUAACAAUACUAUAUCAAACUUUUUAAAUAUACAUUUAUUAUUAUUGUAAAUGAUACUGCUUUUAUUUUAAACUAUGGCAUUAAAAGGCUCGUAAACGUAAAAUGAGAAUAAUUAUUUAAUAAAUUUAAUAGGCCUAUGCGAGUAAAAAAAUAGUCAAUUUACUAUAACCUUAUAUAUAAUCAUCGCUAUUUGUUGAAAUGUAAAAGUUUCUCCGUCGUAAUUCAACUGGCCGUCGAUUGUCGCAAAUUCAAGAGAGUUGUAAGCUAAAAAUAACUAUAACAAAUGUUAUCCUUAAAUUGAUAGUUUAUAUGAAAGAACAUCAAUUUUGAUGCAUGCUGUGUCGUUCCUUGCUGGGGGGACGGUGAAUGCUAAGAAAAAUUGAGCUGCCCGUAAAAUCAUUAUUGUAUACCUAUAUGAAAAUAAACAAUACCCAAAAG